Molecule: messenger RNA, 936 nt
Organism: Clonostachys rhizophaga
Lineage: Eukaryota; Fungi; Ascomycota; Sordariomycetes; Hypocreales; Bionectriaceae
Source: the annotation of a GenBank genome assembly
AUGUACGCAUCUACCGCCCUCGUUGUUCUCGCCGCUGCCGUUCCGGCAUUGGCAUUUGAGAAAAUCAGCGUCCCCUCCAACAUCAAGGCCAACACCGACUUCGAGGUCCAGAUCACCAACGACCUCAGCAACGGCUCAAGCUCGGUCGAUGCCGCCUACUCCAACUUCAAUGUCUACCUGGCGACCGCACCACCUAGCUCUUCAGGGUUGAUGCCUACCUGCUUGCUCUCGAAGGGAAACAAGAUCGACACCACUUCCGUCAAGGUCAACAUCCCCGCCGACCUAUUCCCUAGCGAUGCCACGUUCGCCAUCACCACCCUGGAGCUCAAGCAAAACAAGGACAAGAACAGCGGCUCUUCUGGCUACAAGUACAGCGACCAAUUCUCCCUGGAGGGUGCCACCGGUAGCUGGGGCAAGGCGGAGAAGGGAGGUCUCAGUUUCCUUGACGGCGAUACUGCCCCGUGCUCUUCGUACGCAUGUGCCCGCAAAUGCGACGACCAGUAUUUUGACGACCUCAAGAAGAACCAGCAGUCUCAAGACAAAGAGGCCUACAAGAGCCUAUACAAAUCGGCCUACGAGUGUAUUACCAAAUGCCCUGGCGCCUCCAUGAGCAAGCCGGAUUCCAUUGGCUCAAGCACUACCGCUACCUCCGCCUCCAGUAGCGUGACAGCAACAUCGAGCAAUGCGAGUGGAACCUCGAGCCAGACCGAUUCUGCAAGCAGUGAUGCUUCCGACAGCUCAACUAGGAGCGGAUUCGUGACCUCUACCGGCAGCAUCACGCCCACCAAUUCGGGCACCUCGGGGGUGAGCGGUUCAGCCUCCGCAACCCAGGGCUCUGUUUCCUCAUCUGUCAUUCCCAGUGGCGCAUCCCAUGUGGCAGGCACAGGACUGUUUGUUGUCCUGACUGCUAUCUUUGCUGCCAGUCAACUUGCUUAA